Messenger RNA from Penaeus indicus, 3168 nucleotides. RefSeq names its product GRAM domain-containing protein 2B-like. Gene Ontology annotation, cellular component: endoplasmic reticulum membrane; plasma membrane; endoplasmic reticulum-plasma membrane contact site. The transcript has 8 exons. Gene Ontology annotation, molecular function: sterol transfer activity; sterol binding. The record is from RefSeq and is a predicted model, not a curated record. Gene Ontology annotation, biological process: intracellular sterol transport. Lineage: Eukaryota; Metazoa; Arthropoda; Malacostraca; Decapoda; Penaeidae. Bases 1 to 1251 code for a protein of 416 amino acids.
AUGUUGCUGUUAUUAGGGUUGCUGUCAAGAUAUAGCAUUAACCGGCGUUAUAGCAUUAUAGUUCAAUACGAGAUCCAAGAGAGCUCUCCUAACCCAGGGCGUUGGACCUCGGGCAUAAUUAUAACAUUUUGUGCUCUUUUUUCCGCAGACUUCGCGUGCGCCCUGGUGUCCGACAUCCUGCUGCAAGGGACUCUGUACAUCACGCCGAACUUCUUCGCCUUCUACUCUAAGAUCUUCGGACACGUGAGCAGGCUACUGAUACCUGUGAGUCAGGUUGCUAGUGUACAGAAAGAACGAACUGCAAAAAUUAUUCCAAAUGCCGUUGGACUCCAUAUGGUGGAUGGGAAGAGCUAUGUGUUUGGGUCUUUGUUAUCACGGGAUUCCACAUACAAGCUUAUGAACCACAUCCUGAAGAAGGCGCAGCAAAUUGGAGACAGUGAUAGUGAGCCGCCAUCUGCUGUGCAGGUGGCUGUUGAUGAUGAUGGGGAAGACUCAGUCUCAGCCAGUGCAGAGAGUCUUAUGGAGGAGGAUCAGGCUGACGGAUUCCUUGCAACUAGCCCAGUUGUUGACCUGGUGGGAGUCACUGCCACUACAACCACUCCUUGGAUCCGAGAUGGCUGCACAGCAACCACCACCUCAAGCAUUACAAGUAGUUCCAACACUACUGCCACUGCUUCCACCAUUAGUACUGCUGGUAUUCCGGGUCAUAAUCUUCCUGGAUCUCCAAACUGUACGACUGUCUUACGCCGUGGGAGCUUAUCGAGUUCAAAAGCAGGAACAGAAGAGCCUGGAGGUGCAGGAGGAGGCUCAGGGGGAGGAGUAGGAGUACUGUUUGAGUGGUUCACCCAAGGAAGCUUAGUCAAGACCUGUUUCAAGGUUGGCAGCAUCCCAGUCAAGCUUAUAGGAGAAGGGGUGAAGGAACUAUGGUCACUACCAAGGACUUCAAUACUCCUCAUCAUAUCUACUUUGCUGCUACUCUUACUCUUUGCAUCAGCAGCAUUCAUGCUUCACAGAGUAGAUGUUUUAAGCCAACAACUUGGCUUAGAGAAAUAUGAUGAAUAUAAUGGUAUGUAUGAAGAGGUGCUACAAAUGCAACAGAGACUACAUGCUGCAGCAUCAAGUGAGAUUGAAAAAACUUUAAGCAUACAAUUAAAGCAUAUAGCUACAGUUCGGCAGUCAUUAGAAGCACUGGUGGUUCUUUUCAACAAGGAACCUCCUGUCAGUACAGCACAGAUACCAGACAAUACGUAACAACAGGUUCAGUGGGGUUGUGGCACCUCAAACUGGAUCCCUGGUUACUGGAGUCAGGUUUCCCCUCCACUUAUUUUAGAAUAUCUGAAGGGUUUGAUUACCCCUGAAGACAGUGAAGAAAAGAAAAUAGGAAAGAAAUGUGCUAGAUGAAAUUCAGUAUGAUAGCAAAAUUUAAAAGAUUUAUUUUUCUUUGUGUAUGUGUAAUUGUUCCUCUAAUGUAAAAAGUAGUCUUUAAAAGAAGAAUGAUUGUUUAAAUUCUCUUAAUUACUAAGGGUAUAUGCCAGUGAUUUCAGUUAUUAUUGCAGUGUACACCAACAAUCAAAAAGAUUUACUUUUCACAUGCUUGCACAUUGAUUUUCUGAUAAUGGGAUAGCUGUUCAAGAAUCAGGAUUUUGAUUCUUUGUGAAGAUUUUUCCAGGUUUAUUUCAGAGGAUCUGAUAUGGAAGUGUUUUAUUAUCAUCACUGAACAUUGAUAUUAAAUGGACUACUAAUCAAAAAAUGUGAGAGAUAAUCUACACUGCUCAAAGUAAAAUGACUUUCCAGUGUGUCAGCUGUCUAGUCAAAGGGUUGUUAUAUGUCUUACAGAAAAGACAAUUAUUUAUGUACAGCCUUUGUUUAUGGGUUAAGGUUAAAUAGCUUAAAGGAAAAUAUAUGAAAAUGUGACAUUGAGACACGCCCUCAUAAGAUUUAUGAAAAUGCAGAAUUUUUAAAUGUUGAGGAUAUAUCUAGUCAAUCAUUAACUGAUGUCUUAACAGCAAUUAUGGCUUCCAGGCUGAAUUAAAGUUUACCUUAAUAAUGCAUGAAUGGUUAUUCAAGAAUAUCUACCUUAAAAGUAUCUUAUUACUGAGAAAAAAAAUUUCAGUCCUAGAAUUAUAUGGUUGUGAUCUUAGACAACUUAAACAUCUUGCUUAUCUUAUAAUAUUUGAUAUUUAUAUCAAAGUGAUAUUGGUUCACAGAAUCCCAUAAUUUAUUUUUCAUAGAUGGGUAUUAUUAUACAUAACCAUCCUAUGAAUGGCUUUUGCACACAAUCCCUCCCAACCUUGAUAUUGUGGACCAAAGAUUGUUAACUAUAACCACUAACAUGUUUCUAUCCUCUAGCAUGUGGUAUUAGAACCAACAUGUUUCCUUCCUGGAGUUUAAAUGUUGUGCCUGUUCUGCCUGUUAUCAGCAACUGCUCAUUGGUCAUGCAUGUUGUAUCUCAUUUUCCUUUUUUUUUCAAUUUGUCUUUCUUUUUUGUCUGUGUACACUUUUAGCUGUGAUAUUCAGCUCAAGGGUGAAGCAAUAGCUGUACUUAAGCUGUUAAGAACCUGACGAUCUCAGCAACCUUCGCUGAAGUUGUUGAAGCAGUGACUAAAGAGUUAUGUAACCAUAUAAAAAUCUUUCAGCUAUUUUCAAUUCUGCUUAUACAAUUGAUUAUUAUGAAAACAGUGAGGUUGAUAUUCAGGUACUUUUUAAACUUUUUCCUUUCUUUCUGUUCAGAAUGAGUAGUAAACAUGGGAUUGUGGAACACCAUAAAUUUUCAUGCAUAUUGUUAUGCAAGAGUUUAUUCUUGAUCAGAAAUCUUGGUUCAAAACCUGAAGCUUAAUAAUGACAAGCAUAUUUUUAAACAAAAUAUAAUGACAACAUAUGUAUUGUAUUCUACCAUCUCUGUAUAUUACUAAACCUAUAGAACUGACACAUUUCUAAUUGAGUUGCCCUUGAAAGUGAUUCCAAUUUAAGUUCUAGUAAUCUUUCUUAUGCAUUGUUUUGAUAUGUAAAUAUGUAUAGGAUAAUAAUUGUGUAUAUAAACAGUGUGUGUGUGUGUGUGUGUGUGUGUGUGUGUGUGUGUGUGUGUGUGUGUGUGUGUGUGUGUGUGUGUGUGUGUGUGUGUGUGUGUGUGUGUGUCUGUGUGUCUGUGUGUCUGUGUGUCUGUGUGUC